Molecule: messenger RNA, 834 nt
Organism: Sabethes cyaneus
Lineage: Eukaryota; Metazoa; Arthropoda; Insecta; Diptera; Culicidae
Exons: 3
Coding region: 1-834 (277 amino acids)
Source: RefSeq, a predicted model, not a curated record
AUGUAUACACGGACGGUUCUGCUGUUGCUGGCCGCCGCUGUCGUUACAGUAACUAGAGCAGACGAUACCGGAGGGUCUGACACAAGCCCGCCGAGCAAAUUGGACGACUAUGUGCUGACUACCCAAUCUGAGUGCUAUAAAUCAAAACGGCUGAUAUCGUGUUUCAAGUAUCGAAUUUCGCGCUACAUUUGGUCGUUCGCGUCCGGCAGGAUGAACUGGCUCUUGACGGAAAAGCAUGCAUAUGAAGCCGGUAACGGUAUGAAACUGGUGAGGCUGAAUGAGCUACAGGAGGAUGACGUAUUUCCCGAUGCGAGACAGAUUUCACCGUACGACAAUGAAAUGCUAAAAGCUACUAAAUUCCUUCAACGCUCGCUGAACACAUUCAUCGCAUCGCACGGUGUCCGGAUCGGAAUCGGCGCAGACAGCGGGGCGCGGUUUCUAGAAGACGACGAUGAUUUUGAAGGUCGCGGUAAAAAGAAAAAGAAAUGGAGCCUAAUUUUGCCAUUAGCUCUGAUGCUUAAGCUUGUGCACAUGAAGCUGCUGUUGAAGCCCAUCCUGCUGGGUGUGGGCCUGAUUCAGAUCCUGCUGAUUGCCGGUGGUUUGUUCAUUUUCAAUUACUUCCGCCAUAGCAAUAUUUGCCGCAUCCAGCCACAUCUGAUCCACUCGCAUUCUCAUAUAGCCAGUGAAUCAGCACCAGAAUUAUCCUAUGCUGCUUAUGGCUCAUAUCCUUCCUACUCGGCAUCGCCAUACAACGCUUACAGCAAGGAUUGGGCCACAAAUCGGGCAUACAGUGCAUACAGUUUUCUCGAUGCGAUCGAUUCACAUAAAAUGUAA